Hirsutella rhossiliensis is the source of this 1350-nucleotide messenger RNA. RefSeq names its product phosphotransferase enzyme family domain-containing protein. Gene Ontology annotation, cellular component: mitochondrion. NCBI's taxonomy places the organism in Eukaryota, Fungi, Ascomycota, Sordariomycetes, Hypocreales, Ophiocordycipitaceae. The coding region runs from base 1 to 1350 and encodes 449 amino acids. The transcript has 5 exons. The record is from RefSeq and is a predicted model, not a curated record.
AUGCACGCAAAGACGACCUCGGUAUGGACCUACGAGAAUGGCGCGCCCGAGGAAUUCAGUCUCACCCGCCUCUGCGACGUCGUGGACGCACACUUCGGUGUCAAGUGCGAGUUGGUAAAGUUGGCAGAGGGCGGCUAUCACAAGGUUUACGACAUCAUCGAGGCAGGCGACGGUGUGCACCCGGGCAAGAGUCUCAAUGCUGUCGCUCGAGUCGCGUCGCCUGCGUUUCCGAGGGAUAAGUUAAAGUCAGAGGUUGCGACGCUGCGAUAUAUCGCUUCGCACACGUCAGUCCCCGUACCGUCGGUGUCAGUCUGGAAUGCCGAUGCCUCGAACCCGGUUGGCGCUGAAUACAUGAUCAUGCAGAAAAUACCCGGUGUCCCGGCAUUUGAUAACUGGCAGACGCUGCCAGUGGACAUCAAGGAAAGCGUCGUGGUCCAGGUCGCAGAGCACCUCGCUGCUCUCUUCUCGAUCCGGUUCGACAAGGCUGGGUCUCUAUAUUGUGUUCCCUCUGCAUCGAAAUCUUCGUCUUCAUCCGUUUCGUCGACUGCCAGUGACGGCUACGAGGUUGGCCCCAUCGUCACCGGCCCUUUCUUUCACUCCUUGGACGGUAUUCUCGAUUAUCCCACCACAGACCUGCACACCCUACCAUCCUCGUCAUCUACCCGUCUCCAUUCCCUACGUGGUCCCUUCACCGGCGCUGGAGACUAUCUUGCGCACCAUCUCCGGGCGUUGCUAUUCAAGUGCACCGAGUUUCCCAAAGAGACUAUGAGGCUGUUGGAUGACGAGGACAAGCCAAAGGAAGAGCCGGAUAAUGAACAGAAGCGUGAAACAUUGCAAAGGGCAGAGCGGGCACUCCGCAAAGGCAUCCAACUCUGUGCCGUCUAUCCGGGCGACGCGUCCGUGUAUCCCGGGGGCCCCUCGACGCCAGAGCAGCCAUUCACACUGAGACUGGACGACUUUCGACUCGUCAACAUUCUCAUCGACGAGUACACUGGCAAGGUGAAUGGAUAUAUCGAUUUUGAGGGCACCUCGACUGCACCACUCUGGUAUGCGGCGACGGUACCGCAGUGGAUCCCUGAUCCAGACGGCGACACGGCAUCGUGGUAUGGGGGCAGCCCUGCUGAUCAGCGCCGGCUCUGGGGCGCGUUCCAUGCAACCAUGGCUCGAUGUGACGCCGAGUGGAGGAAAGCGUACCAAGGCGGAAAGCCAUUCCGGGCGUGGGCAGACCAUUUGGAGCUUGGGGUGGAAGCUUGGGGCUCUGAGGACGUGGAACGGUGGGUUGAUGCGCGGCUAGCAUGGGCGAGCGAGGAGGGAAGACGGGGGAUGGCAAUGCCCGAAUCUGACGACUGA